Messenger RNA from Scatophagus argus, 4192 nucleotides. RefSeq names its product solute carrier family 13 member 4 (gene slc13a4). Gene Ontology annotation, biological process: monoatomic anion transmembrane transport. NCBI's taxonomy places the organism in Eukaryota, Metazoa, Chordata, Actinopteri, Scatophagidae. The record is from RefSeq and is a predicted model, not a curated record. Bases 371 to 2302 code for a protein of 643 amino acids. Gene Ontology annotation, cellular component: membrane. Gene Ontology annotation, molecular function: transmembrane transporter activity. The transcript has 16 exons.
CUCAUAAAAAUGCCGGCAGACUCACCUGAUGCUCCACACUGCAUCCGACGCGCAGAGGAGGACGAGGAGAGGAACCUGUGAAGCGCAUGGCACGACAGUCAGACACGGUGGAAGUAAAAUUCAGAGCUGUAAAAGAAGUUCCGACACUCACCUCACUGAGACGCCCCACAAGUCCGGUUGCUCGCCCCGGUCUGUGCGUAAAAGCGCACAGCCAAACCAAGACUGUACGCGCUCCGAGGAUUCCCUCCCUCUCCUUCCUGCAGUCCUCCACAGAGGGUGGGUGGUUUGAAACUUGCCCGUCGGCCGGCUUGUGACUUUCACGCCGUUCUGCUGAGUUGUGGCGGGUCCGACUUAGAGCCCCGGGUCACCCAUGAGGCUAGAGGCCGCAGCCAGGAUGGAUCUGUUCAGGAAGCUGUGGAAGGCGAGGAAACUGAUCGUCGUUGUGUUCAUUCCACUGUCCCUGCUUCCCUUACCGCUCAUCCACCCCACCAGCGAGGCCUGCUGUGCGUACGUGCUGAUGGUGACAGCAGUCUACUGGGUGUCGGAAGCUGUUCCCCUGGGGGCUGCUGCUCUGGUACCUGCUUUCCUCUAUCCACUCUUUGGGGUGCUUAAAUCCAGCGAGGUGGCAGCAGAAUAUUGUAAGGACACAACUCUGCUGCUGAUGGGAGUCAUCUGCCUGGCAGCCUCCAUAGAGAAGUGGAACCUGCACAAACGCAUCGCUCUACGCAUGGUGAUGAUUGCAGGGGCCAAGCCUGGCAUGUUGGUGCUGGGCUUCAUGUGCUGCACAGUGUUUCUAUCCAUGUGGCUCAGCAACACAUCCACCACAGCCAUGGUGAUGCCCAUCGCAGAGGCGGUCCUGCAGCAGCUGAUCUGCACCGGCCUGGCUGACGGCCACAACGAUUCAGAAACUGCCGAGGCACCCGAAGAUGACAGCGCUGUUUCAGACAAAGAAGAGAACCUGGACAAAAACCAGCUAGAGCUGCUCUAUCAUAACGACAGAAGUGGCUGCACUAAACAGGAGCUCUCUGCAGUGAGUGAGGUCCAGACUGGGGAGGUCAAUGGUUUGGGUCUAAGGCCAAUCCCUAACCAGGACUUCAUCAGACACACCAAUGGACACCUGCCUCAGGUUGCGAUUGAAAUCCCUAAUGUUAAGCGGGUGAAGGCCAGGAGAGACUCCCAGUAUCCCACCAAGAGGGAUCACAUGAUUUGUAAAUGCUUGUCACUCAGCAUCACGUACGCUGCAACGAUCGGCGGUCUCAUCACCAUCACCGGCACGUCGACCAACCUCAUCUUUGCAGAACAGUUUAACACUCGUUAUCCAGAUGCGAAGGUGAUAAACUUCGGCACGUGGUUCAUCUUCAGCUUCCCCAUCGCCAUCAUCAUGCUGGUCCUCACCUGGCUCUGGCUGCACUUCCUCUUCCUUGGCUGCAACUUCAGGGAAACAUGCUCACUGAGUAAGAAACGCAAAACCAGAAGAGAGAUGCUGUCAGAGAAGAGGAUUCAUGAGGAGUAUGCAAAACUGGGACCCAUCAGCUACCCAGAGGUGGUGACCGGUGUUUUCUUCAUCUUGAUGACUGUGCUGUGGUUCACCAGAGAGCCUGGAUUUGUGCCGGGCUGGACGUCCCUUUUUGAGAAGAAAGGCUACAGGACUGAUGCGACAGUGUCUGUCCUUCUGGGCUUCCUGCUCUUCCUCAUCCCCGCCAGACGACCCUUCUCCUCCUCCUCCUCCUCCUCUAGCUAUGAAAACACAGAUGAUGAUGACCCGCUGGCUCCCAUGAUCAAGUGGAAGGACUUCCAGAGGCUGAUGCCAUGGGAGAUUGUCAUCCUGGUCGGAGGAGGCUAUGCACUGGCUGCUGGUUGCAAGGUGUCAGGGCUGUCGGUGUGGAUUGGCAGACAGCUGGAGCCCAUGAGUGGUCUUCCCCCCUGGGCCGUCACCCUGCUGGCCUGCCUGCUGGUGUCGGCGGUCACAGAGUUCGCAUCCAACCCAGCAACUCUCACCGUCUUCCUGCCUAUCCUGUCAGCGCUGUCAGAGACGCUGUACAUCAACCCUCUCCACACUUUGAUCCCGUCCACCAUGUGUGUGUCAUUCGGGGUCAUGCUUCCAGUGGGGAACCCCCCCAACGCCAUUGUCUUCAGUUACGGCCACGUGCAGAUCAGCGACAUGGUGAAAGCAGGCUUCGGGGUGAACCUGAUCGGUGUAGCAGUGGUGAUGUUGGCCAUCACUACUUGGGGGGUUCCCCUCUUCAACCUGACUGAGUUUCCAGCCUGGGCGGUGGCCAGGAAUGUCACCGGGACCUUAUAACCACAGCUCAGGUGGGGCUGGUGGGAGGAAGAGAGGAUGCAUUACUGAAAGACAGAACAAAAGCAAAGAGAUGGGGCAAAGUUUCUGUGGGGAAGGACAACAUGAAAAAGCGCCAGGAGGACGGUCUUGCUCAGACUGAAUCCCUUUCUUAGACUCAUUAAAGUGGAGCUGAAGGAGGAAGAAGGUAGGAGGGAAGGAGGAGAAGACAAGCGAGAAAAACCAUACCUGUUGCUUUGAUAUAAUUAGAAUUAUAUAUUGUUUGGCCAGAAGGAAGGAAUUCUGGGUGCCUUUGGCAAAGUGGCCACUUUGUGGAGCUCUAACCUCCAGCAAACACUUCUGUUUCUUUCCUCUGUUAAUGAAGUUUGAUGGAGUUUCUAUUUCCCACUGAAGAUAUUACUAAAAAGCCACAAACGUAUUCGUGUUGAACGAUUAUUUUUGUUUUUGAUUUCUAAUAGACACAAUGAUAAGCUUUUAGAAACUGCCUGGAAGGUCUUCUCAGAUCCACAUGAUGCCUGUUUCUUCUUCUUCUGCUGUAUCGCUUUGGCUACACUGUUCAGUUUAAAAGAAAGAGCUGACUGCUCUGUUAGAGCAAGACAAAAUGUGUGAAAAGAGGCUUCCACUGUGCCUGAUCAUGUACUGUAUACAUAGGGCUACUUUUAGAUGUGUAUGAGCGGCUUCUGAACAUAUAAAAGCUUGUUUAUAUUUAGCAACAAAGCAUACAUUCGGUAAAUGGAUGUUCUUAGCUGCUUAAAAUAUCUGCCUGAUGUCUUCACCAAAGUAUCUAAAGCUGAUUUUUUGACCGUCAUACUGUGAAGAUUUUUCGCCUCGCAGCACCACUAGUGCCUUCAUCCUAUUACUGCCUGUCAAAUGACACUUUGAGCAUCACUCUCUAACCCAGACCUCCUUAAAUGAGGGUCUGCAGUAGUGUAAGUGCUUUCUCUCAGCCAUGUUCUUGUGCUUGUUACCAUUACAAUAUCAAGAAUGUAAACUGUAGGUGUAUGGCAUAGAAAGUCAGACCAUUGUGUGCUUUAUGCUUACUCGAUUUCUAAGCUUUUCUUUCCUUGUAGCUUUUCGCUCACAGUACCCACCAGUUUUGAGGGCUUCAAGCCAUUUUUGUGUGUAUUCAGCUGGGUGCUUUGGCGCUUAAGAACAAGGCUCCUGACUGCUCUCCUUAGUCAGUUUCUGUCCUCGGCUGUAGUGUCCAUAAUUAGAUUCUGGAGUCAUAAAAUCUGAGAGAAAUGUACCAGCUGAGGAUCUGAUGCCAAUAUGAUAUUUAACCGUGAAAGUUUGAUUCAGUGUUUACCAACAGGUAAUAAAAAUGUAUUAAAAUAUAAUAUAUAUAUAAAAUAUGUAUUUUUAUGGUUUAAUUUGUUACAUGAGCAUCUUAAGCAACAGGGUGGGCAUGCUUUUUUUUUUUAAUUUGUUGUCACCUGGGAGGUGAAACAUUUCUGGAAUGUGAAUGCAGAAAGAUUUGGAGGCUGCAGAGUCCCUUUAAGUUCUGAGUCAUUUGAACACAGCAUUUUUAAGAACGAGAGGCAGAGUGAGGUAGCACGGGGUUGUAUGUAUGAUACAGUAGUGUUCAAUCAGCUGUCAAAUCACAUUAACUGUUUGGUCUGGUGGUUACAAGGUUUGCACAUAACAUUAACUGUACUGUGCAAUAAUAUAAAAGAUAUGCUUUAUAUUUUUACAGAAAUUUUACAUGUAAUUUGUGGCUUUUUUUUUUUAUAUCAUUGCAUUUUAGGUUUAGGUCCUAGCGUGGGCAGAAUCAAGUGCCUUCACUUUUCUUUUAUAAUUUAUUCACUUCUGCUGAAGGUCUCUUACAUCUUGAUGGUGUUAGAGCAGUGACCUUUGAGCCAGGGGCCACACUCCUUUGUAAAUACAUACAGAUUU